AGGCCUGAAAUUGUUGGUAUUUUAAUUUUCUUUCCUGAAUUGCUACAGCUAUACACGUGUGUUUUUUACUGUACCCGUAUAAAUUAGCUUGUGCGGCUUUCUCCUUCCUCGACGGUGUCCCCAAACUGAAAAAUUCCCCAAACUGAAAAUUCCAAUUCCAAGUUGCUAAUGACUCUGUUGAUCUGAUUCCGAUUAAAAUUCGAACGACUAACAAUGGCUGAAAUUCCUCCUUCUUCUUCUCCCCCCAAUUCAAUUCAACCGUCGAACCCUAUUAUCGACCCUGCCGGAGCUGCAAAUCAAGCAAACGCCGCCGGAGCUUCAUCGACGGCGAUGACGUCAUCUAAUCCAGCAAUCAACAUGACUUCUCCUUCUAACAUCUCACAAUCGCCUUCAAUUGACCCGUUAACCCAAUCUCAGCAACAACAGCAAAUUCAGAUGCAGCCUCAACAAAUGCAACAGCAAUUGACACAAUCGCAACAGCAACAGCAGCAAAUGCAGCUUCAGCAACAGCAACAGCAACAACAGAAUAGUAAUUCGAGUAAUAUUAAUAGCAGUAACAGUAACUUAAUGUCCGCGUCUAAUUUUCAGAUGCAGCAGAGCUUACAGAGAUCACCGUCGAUGUCGAGGUUGAGUCCAAUGCAAAUGCAACAGCAGCAGCAACAACAGUUUGGUUUGAUGAGGCAACAAUCAGGAGGAGGGCUUUAUGGUCAAAUGAAUUUUGGGGCUGGAGGUACUUCGCUCCAGCAACAGCAACAACAACUGCAACAGCAACAAUUGCAGCAGCAACAGCAACAGAAUCAACAACAACAGCAACAAAUGAGUGGUGGCCAGAUGAGUAGCGGAAAUUUAAAUAGGGCAGCUUUAAUGGGACAGACGGGCCAUCUACCCAUGUUAUCUGGACAAGCUGCUGCUGCUGCAGCGGCUGUUGCCCAGUUCAAUUUGCAAUCUCAAUUUAUGAAUUCGCCACGCCAGAAGGCAGGUCUAAUGCAGGGGAAUCAGUUUCAUACAGGGAAUUCCCAUGGCCAGUCCUUGCAGGGUAUGCAGGCAAUGGGAAUAAUGGGAUCUCUCAACAUGAGCUCUCAGCUAAGGGCAAAUGGGGCCUUGGCAUAUGCAAGGAUGAAUCAAAAUCAGUUGAGGCAGCAGUUGUCCCAGCAAAAUCCUCUCACCAAUGCUCAGAAAAUAUCGGGUCAGAGUCUUCCAAGGACGUCAUUUGUUAACUCUCAGUUACCUGGGUUGACUCAGAACGGACAAUCCGCAAUAAUGCAGAACAAUUCAUCACAGCAGCAGUGGUUGAAGCAAAUGCCUGCGAUUUCUACUUCUAAUUCCCCUUCCUAUCGUCUGCAACAGCAGAGGCAGCAAAUGCUUCUACAGCAGCAAUUAGCUUCAUCUCCACAAUUGCACCAAAACUCAAUGGGUUUGAACCCACAACAAUUAUCCCAAAUUGUACAACAGCAGCAACAGAUUGGGCACCCUCAGAUGCAGCAACAGCAACAGCAGCAGCAGCAGCAGCAACAACAGCUUUCACAACAGCAGCAGUCUUCUCCAAGGAUGGCUGCCCCAGCUGGCCAAAAAUCUCUGAGUUUAACUGGUUCACAACCAGAUGCUACUGGAUCCGGAACAACUACUCCGGGGGGAAGUUCAAGUCAGGGGACUGAAGCUAGCAAUCAGCUUCUUGGAAAGAGAAAAAUUCAAGAUUUGGUCUCACAGGUAGAUUCACAGGGAAAGCUUGAUCCUGAAGUUGAAGAUCUUCUUCUAGAGAUUGCCGAUGACUUCAUUGAUUCGGUUACUACAUUUGCUUGCAAUUUGGCGAAGCAUCGGAAAUCUUCAACUUUGGAGGCCAAGGAUGUACUGUUACAUCUAGAGAAGAACUGGCAUUUGACUAUUCCAGGCUUUUCAAGUGAAGAGAGGAAACACCUUCCAGAAAAUUCAUCAAAUGAUCUCCACAAAAAGCGUAUGGAUGUGAUACGUAACUUGAUGGAGACCUCACAAACAGAAACAAGUACAAAUAGUAGUUCUAAGGAGACUGUCAGACCAGCGGUGGGUGAUGCAAAUCACAUGAUCAGACCUUCAAGUUCGGACAAAUUAGUUUCACAGCCUAAUGCUUCUCAAAUGUUGCAUGAGAUGACAAGGUUUUGAUUUCCCUGGAGGUCUUGGUGUAUCUCCCGUGUUAACUGUACAGACCUUGAUGAUCAAGAAUGGGAGGCAUAGGUUAUAUAGGUGUAGCUUAAUGGAAGUUUUUAUGAGACUUUGAGACAGCUGAAGAAAAUUGCAGAAUGAACCACCAAUAGUUGAAUGGCUUUGAAGGCAUGUAAUUACGCAGUUUAGUUAACAGUAGCUAAUUUGGUUCAACCUGAGAGGAUGAACUUGCUCAAAUCUGGUUUCUCCGCCAUACUCGGAUACACCUCUGGAUGACAUGUUUAGUAGUCCUGUAUAUUACUUUCUGAUAACCACCUCUUCUUUCUAUAAACUGAAAGAUGAGGUUAAGUCUUUGUUUUAUCAUAGUCGAAAAACUGUAUCAAGCAGAUUUUAUGAUGUUACAAUCACAAACGGUUUUUUUUAAGGGUACUUUUUAGAUUUCA
Messenger RNA from Capsicum annuum, 2579 nucleotides. Its product is annotated as transcription initiation factor TFIID subunit 12b. NCBI's taxonomy places the organism in Eukaryota, Viridiplantae, Streptophyta, Magnoliopsida, Solanales, Solanaceae. Gene Ontology annotation, molecular function: TBP-class protein binding; DNA binding; protein heterodimerization activity. Gene Ontology annotation, biological process: RNA polymerase II preinitiation complex assembly; DNA-templated transcription initiation. Gene Ontology annotation, cellular component: transcription factor TFIID complex; SAGA complex; SLIK (SAGA-like) complex. The record is from RefSeq and is a predicted model, not a curated record. The coding region runs from base 214 to 2136 and encodes 640 amino acids. The transcript has 9 exons.